AUGCCGGCCGUCCCGUGGAGGAACUGGGAACAGAAAUUCGAACUUUAUCUGUUGGCCAGGUGCGGCACGAGCCCCCUGCCCCCCGAGCAGCGGCGCGCUCUGCUUCUGUGCGCGAUCGGUGACGAGGCGUACCGGGUGUUCGACACCCUGCCGCCGGUUGCGAAACGUGACGGCGAGGACGACUACGACGUCACCCUCCGCCAGCUCCGGGAGUUCUACACUCCCAGGACCAACGUCAUCGUGGAACGAUUCCGGUUCCGACAGCGAGCCCAGGCCCCCACAGAGUCCACAGCAGACUUCGUUGCUGCUCUGCGCGGCCUGGCUCGCACCUGCCAGUUCGGCCCCAUGGAGUCGGAACUCAUCCGGGACGUGGUGGUGGAGAAGACCCCCCACCAGCGCCUGAGGGAGCGACUCCUUCAGGACAGGGACCUCACUCUGGACAAGGUCCUGAGCGUCGCAGGGACAUACGAGGACUCCCUGCGGGAGGCUGCAGCCAUCUCCCAACCAGUUGCAGCCCCACCCGUCUCAUCCGUGGCAAAAGUUACGAGGAAGCCACAACAGAAGCGACAGCAGCAGCAGCAGCAGAGCGUCAGCAGCGACUUCUGCACCAACUGUGGACGUGAGGACCACGCACCCAGGGAUGCUGCCUGUCCAGCCCGCAGAGUGACCUGCCACUCCCGCGGAAAGAAGGGCCACUUCGCCAGCUGGUGCAGAGGCGGCAGUGGAACAACCCCAGCAAGGCCAGCUCAACGACAGCACCACAAGGCAGUGAAGGAGCUGAACGUGCUCUCCUGUGCUGCCACCACUGGGUCACGCCUCACCUGUACCGUCCAGGUGACUGCAGGUGACGUCACACAGGAGGUACCCCUCCAGGUGGACACGGGUGCCACCUGCUCACUCCUGAGUGUGAACCAUGCCAAGGAGCUGUUCAGAGGCGUGGCGUUCAGCCCCUCCAGCUCACGGCUCUACGGAUUCGGCCAGCAGCCACUCUCAGUCCUGGGAACGCUGCCUACCACGGUGACCUACAACAAUCAGGCUGUGCCAACAAACUUCUACCUGGUGGACACCAAGAAGACGGAGGCCAUCAUGGGUAUGGACCUGCUGCAGGCCCUGGGAGUCACCCUCCACCCAGCCUCGCACAGCGUCUACACGGUGGCAGGCUCAGCCCCGUCAGAGCUACCUGCCAUCGAGGGCUACGUGCACCGCAUCAAGCUGAAGCCGGACGCAGUACCAACUGCCUACAAGCUGCGCCGGCUGCCCCUCUCCGUGCGAGGGGAGGUCUCAGCAGAGCUGAACAGUCUGUUGGAAGCAGGCAUCAUCGAGAGGAUCGACUCCUCUCAGUGGAUCAGCCCGCUGACCGUCUCAAGGAAGAAGGACGGCAGGAUCAGGGUCUGUGUAGACCUGCGUGGGCCGAACAGCCAAAUCGUGCCAGAGGUCCACCCACUGCCCACAAUCGACGAGCUGGAGUCCAAGCUCUGUGGCACCCUCUACAGCAGGAUCGACUUGAAGUCGGCCUACCACCAGCUGCGUCUGCACGAGGACUCGCGUGACAUCACCGCCUUCCUCACGCCAGACGGCCUGAUGCGCUACACCAGGGUCCCGUUCGGCCUGGUGUCUAGCGGCAGCGCGUUCCAGAAGCUGCUCAGUCAUCUACUGCAGGGUAUCGACGGCUAUGGACACUAUCUGGAUGACAUCCUGGUCACUGGCCCUCUCCAGGCACGGAGUGGUACCUCUCCUUCUACCACCAAGGCCGUGGCCGAGGCCCCGCCUCCCACCAACGUAAAGGAGCUGCGCAGUCUCCUGGGCUCAACCGGCUGGUUCAGCAGGUUCGUGCCUCAGUACUCCGCUGUGGUGAGACCCCUCGCCAUCAUGCUGAAGAAGGAAGCCACGUUCCAGUGGACCAAGGAGGCCAACGACGCCUUCAACGAGGUGAAACGGCUCAUCUCAACCAGGCCGGUGAUGAAGCCCUUCAGCGCCCGCCUCCGGACGAUCGUGACGACCGACGCCGAGUCGCGGUACUCCGUCUCCGAGAAGGAAGCCCUCAGCGCGGUCAAUGCUGUCGAGCAUUGGCGGACGUACCUGUGGGGCCGUUCAUUCACCCUGCGGACGGACCACUCUGCGCUCACCACUCUGCUCACGCCGAAGACGUCCAACCGCGCCGGCACGCGCAUCGCCAGGUGGCAGUCCCGCCUGCUGCCGUACUCGUACACAGUGGAGUACCGGCCCGGGCGCAGCAUCCCAGUGGCUGACGCCCUGUCGCGCCUGCCGCUGCCGGACACCGGCGCCGCCGAGACGGACGGCGACGAGAUCGUCGCCCUGCUCACCGAUGACGUCAGUGACGUCAUCACUGAUGACGACGUAUGUGCCGCGUCGGCCGCCGAUCCAGUCAUGGAGCAGCUGCGGUCUGUCAUCCGCACCGGCUGGCCCGACGCCGCGCGCCAGUGCACGCCGGAGACGCGCGACUACUUCGCCGUGCGGCACGAGCUGCAAGUCCGCCAGGACGGAGUCGUGCUGCGCGGCCCGGACCGCGCCGUCGUCCCGGCCGCGCUCCGCUCAAAGUACCUCCAACUGGCGCACCGAGCGCACGAUGGUGUCGUGCGAACAAAGCAGCUCCUGCGCGACCUCGCCUGGUGGCCUGGAAUGUCGAAGGACGCCGCUGCACUGGUCGCCGACUGCCCGUCCUGCCACGCAAAGGACGCCGUGCUGACGCAGCAGGCGCGCCCCGCGCCGCUGCAACCGGUCGAGCUUCCAGACCGGCUCUGGUCUAAGCUCGGACUGGACAUCGUGGGCCCGAUCCCCGGCGCCCCACCGUCUGCAAAGUACGCCAUUACUAUGACGGAUUACCAUAGUAAGUGGCCAGAGGUCGCUCUGACGUCAUCCAUCGAGACUGAUGACGUCAUCCAGUUCCUGAGCCAGGCCUGGUCCAGAGAGGGACUGUGUGACGAGCUGGUGACCGACAACGGACCCCAGUUCACCAGCGACAGGUUCCGACAGUAUCUGGCCCAGCGCGGUAUCAGACACCACACGUCUGCCGUCUACUGGCCGCGCGGAAACGGAGCAGUGGAGCGGCUCAACCGAGAGGUGAAGGUGUGGCUCAAGGAGGCCACACAGCUGCAGUCGCGGACGGCCGCCAGCUUCAGCGGACACGUGCGACAGCGCCUCGCUCUGUACCGAGCGACCCCGCACUGCACCACCGGCCAGUCACCCUCGGCGCUCCUGCACGGCCGGCGCAUGCGUCUGCACCUGCCGGUCACCACAGAGACUCCGCCGCGCGACAGCUCGCUACAGCACCGAGUCGCUACCCAGCAGCAGCGCAACAGCCGCGGGUACGACUCCCGACAGGCCACCCGGCCGUCAGAUCUCCAGCCUGGCGACACGGUGCGCGUGCGGCGACAGGGGCACGUGCCCAAGAACCAGAGUCGGUUCUCCAGCCCGCGCCGAAUCGCCAGACAGCUCGGCCCGGCGACCUUCAUCCUGUCCGACGGGACAAAGAGGAACGCUGCACACCUCGCCCGCAUCCCAGACGCGGCGCCGACCGGCUCAGCACCUCCGAGCACCGACGGGCCGGAACCGCCGCCGCCGCCGCCGCCGGCCGACCCGGCUCCUCCGAGCUCCGGCGAGCCCCAGCCGCCAUCGCCGCAGCCGACAGCGUCCACCGCGCCACCUACAGCGCCGACAGAGAGAGCCCGCCCGUCAGAUGUCGCUGACGUCGCGCUGCCGGCCGCCACCGGCGCUGCUCGUGACCGGUCCCCCGGUGGGCCGCGCCCGCCUCAGAGGGCGCCCGUCGGCGGCACCCCGCGCCGUGAGUUGCCGGCCUCCUCCCGAGGACGCCGCCGAUUCUUGCCGCGCCGAUUUACGUGAUCGGCGGG
This is a messenger RNA of Amphibalanus amphitrite, 3869 nucleotides long. RefSeq lists its product as uncharacterized. NCBI's taxonomy places the organism in Eukaryota, Metazoa, Arthropoda, Thecostraca, Balanomorpha, Balanidae. The record is from RefSeq and is a predicted model, not a curated record. Gene Ontology annotation, biological process: DNA integration. The transcript is spliced from 3 exons. The coding region runs from base 1 to 3861 and encodes 1286 amino acids. Gene Ontology annotation, molecular function: nucleic acid binding.